Molecule: messenger RNA, 1211 nt
Organism: Lolium rigidum
Lineage: Eukaryota; Viridiplantae; Streptophyta; Magnoliopsida; Poales; Poaceae
Product: probable O-methyltransferase 2
Exons: 2
Coding region: 31-1131 (366 amino acids)
Biological process (GO): methylation
Molecular function (GO): S-adenosylmethionine-dependent methyltransferase activity; protein dimerization activity; O-methyltransferase activity
Source: RefSeq, a predicted model, not a curated record
ACUCAUCAGAGAAGGCAGAGAGAGAGAGCAAUGGCGUCUAAUACCAUAGAGAUGCCCACAGACGCUGAGCUGCUGCAGGCACAAGCUGACCUGUGGCGCCACAGCCUCUACUACCUCACGUCCAUGGGACUUCGGUGCGCCGUCGAGCUUGAGAUCCCGACUACCAUCCACCACCUCGGCGGGGUGACUUCGCUGCCCAACCUGAUGUCUGCGCUGUCCCUUCCCUCUGUUAAGAUGCCGUUUCUCGGCCGCCUCAUGCGCGUGCUCGUCACGUCGGGUGUCUUCGCAGCGGACAACUCCGAGUCCGGCGAGGAGCUGUACCGCCUCACCCCACUGUCCCGCGUGCUGGUGCACGGUGUCGUCGCCGACGAGCACCACAGCCAGAAGUACUUCGUGCUCGGUGUCACCUCGCCGCAUUACACGGAGGCAGCGUUGGGGCUGGCCGACUGGUUCAAGAAGGACACCGAGCCACCGGUACCGUCGCCCUUCGAGGACAGGUAUGGUGUGCCACUCUUUGAUGAGAAGACGGCACUCCUUGACAAGGAGCUUGACGACGUUGUGAACAAAGGCUUGGCUGCCCAUGACAACUUGGGGAUUGCCACCAUACUGCGUGAGUGUGGUGACAUCUUUAAGGGGGUCGAGUCUCUGACUGACUGUUGCGGUGGUGAUGGAACCACGGCAAGGGCCCUCGUCAAGGCUUACCCGCACCUCAAAUGCACUGUGCUAGACCUCCCGAAGGUGAUCGAGAAAGCCCCAGCUCAUGAUGUCAUUGACUUUGUUGCCGGUGACCUCUUCCACACCGUCCCACCAUCUCAAGCUGUGAUGCUCAAGCUUGUGCUUCACUUUUGGAGUGAUGAGGAUUGUGUGAAGAUCCUAUCCCAGUGUAGGAAGGCCAUUCCUUCACGCGAGGAGGGAGGGAAGGUAAUAAUCAUCGAAAUCGUGGUUGAACCUUCCUUAGGACCAAUAAUGUUUGAGGCCCAACUCUUGUUUGAUAUGCUCAUGAUGGUGAACACAAGAGGAGGUCAACGUGAUGAAAAGCACUGGCGUGAGCUAUUCAUGCAGGCUGGGUUCACAGACUACAAAAUUGUGAAGAAACUGGGAGCUCGAUCCGUCAUCGAGGUCUACCCGUAAGAUGUUGUUCCCCAUGGAUAUAAAUAAAGGAGUUGCUUACUUUUCUAACAAAAGGUUCCACGGAUCUUACAGUAGCUGAA